AUGAUAUUUUUCAAUUAAAAAAAUCUAACGUGUAUGUUUAGUUUUAAACAAAUUCUCUUCAGUUCCCAUCUUGAUCGUUUAACAAGUGGCCAUCAUCAUUAUCAUUAUGAAAAAAAUCAUCGAAUGUGUACCUAAUUUUUCCGAAGGUCGAAAUCGUCAGAUUAUUGAUGCAAUCGCUGAUGCAAUUCGUUCUGUUCCUGGUGUUACUUUAUUGGAUGUAGAUGCUGGUCAAUCGACUAACCGUACGGUAUAUACGUUUGUUGGUGAUCCGGAUACGGUAAUAGAUGGAGCAUUAGCUGCUGCACAUGUAGCAUAUAAAUUAAUCGAUAUGAGUAAACAUCAUGGUGAACAUAAACGAUUAGGAGCAAUGGAUGUUUGUCCAUUCAUACCAGUCAGUGGUGUGACCAUGGAUGAUUGUGCUGAUUGUGCACGACGAUGUGCAAAACGAUUAGCUUCGGAAUUGGAUAUUCCUGUCUAUCUUUAUGGAUUUGCUUCCAAACAAGAUUAUCGACGAGAAGUUCCACAAAUUCGAAGUGGAGAAUAUGAAGGCCUUGCUGAAAAGUUAAAAGAUCCAUCAUGGACGCCGGAUUAUGGUGAACCGGCAUUCAGACCACGAUGGGGAGCUUCGAUUGUUGGUGCUAGAAAAUUUUUAAUUGCUUACAAUGUCAAUUUAGUAUCGACUAAAGAACAAGCCCAUCGUAUAGCGUUGAUAAUUCGUUCGAAUCGUAUGGAUGGUCAAAAAGGAAGAUUAGAAGGCGUCCAAGGUAUGGGUUGGUAUCUGAAAGAACAAAAUAUUGCUCAGGUUACGGUGAACAUAUUGGACUAUGAAAUUACAUCCAUACAUAAGGUUUACGAAGAAGUUUGUAAGGAAAGCUUAAAAUUGAAAUUGCCCGUGACUGGCAGUGAAAUAGUUGGACUUAUACCAUUGAAAGCUCUUUUGGAUGCUGCAGAAUAUUACAUUGAAAAAGAAUCAUUAUUUGUUCUAGAAGAAGAUCAAAAAAUACAUUUGGCUAUUAAUAGAUUAGGUUUGAAUUCGAUUGGACCAUUUGAUCCGAAAAAACGUAUUAUUGAAUAUCUGAUCAAAGAAGAUGAUCCAGAUAAAUUGGUAAAUCAAACAUUUGCCAAUUUUUCUUGGAUGGUAGCCGAUCGUACUAGUGCACCAGGUGGUGGAUCAGUUGCAGCUGCAGUAGCAUCACUUGGUUGUGGAUUAUCAUCAAUGGUCGCCAAGCUAUCGUAUGGCAAAAAAAUGUUUGAACAUACAGACGCACAAAUGCGUCGAUUAAUACCAGCGUUGCAUAAUGCUGUGGCCAAAUUUCUAUCAUUGGUUGAUGAAGAUACCAAUUCAUUUAAUAAAUAUUUCGAAGCUAGAGCUUUGCCACAAGAUAGUGAAGAUAAUAUCAUCAAACGAAAAUCGGCAAUGGAAGCUGGACUCCGUCAUGCAAUCGAAAUACCAAUGACAACAGCAAGAAUUAUAACAAAAUUAUGGCCAAUCAUUGAGGAAUUAGUUGAAAUAUUUCAUCUACCCACUAGUAGCGAUAUAAUGGUCAGUGUACAUUGCCUAAGAACAGCUGUAUAUGGAUGUGCAUAUAAUAUAUUCAUUAAUCUAAAAGAAACGGAUCAAAAAUCAACACUUCGUGAAGAGAUGGGUAAUGAAAUUCGUAGCCAUAUUGAUAUAGCCGAACAAAUGACUGAAAAAAUUUUGGCAAGGGUCGAAGAACGCAAUCCAAUAAUGAAUAAUUGAAAAAAAUAAAAAUAUUUUAUUUUUUUUCAAAAAUUUUUUUAAUUGAACAAGCCAAACUUGACAAAUAAAGAGCGAAAGCAAAAGAGUGACAAAAA
Dermatophagoides pteronyssinus (European house dust mite) is the source of this 1836-nucleotide messenger RNA. RefSeq names its product formimidoyltransferase-cyclodeaminase-like. Gene Ontology annotation, molecular function: transferase activity; folic acid binding. The record is from RefSeq and is a predicted model, not a curated record. Lineage: Eukaryota; Metazoa; Arthropoda; Arachnida; Sarcoptiformes; Pyroglyphidae.